AUGAAGCGUCAGAACAUCCGAACGCUUUCAUUAAUUGUGUGCACGCUGACCUAUCUUUUGGUGGGAGCCGCAGUGUUUGAUGCGCUUGAGUCGGACAACGAGCUCCAGCAACGAGCAUUAGUUCGAAAAGUUCGCGAAAAGCUUAUUAGCAAAUAUAAUAUGUCGAACGCGGAUUACGAUAUUUUAGAGGCGACUAUUGUGAAAAGUGUUCCUCACAAAGCUGGAUAUCAAUGGAAAUUUAGUGGCGCUUUUUAUUUUGCGACUACCGUAAUUACCACAAUUGGUUACGGUCACAGUACCCCGAUGACAGCUGGCGGAAAAAUAUUUUGUAUGUUCUAUGCGUUGGCGGGAAUCCCGUUGGGUCUUGUAAUGUUUCAAAGCAUUGGUGAACGAAUGAACACGUUUGCGGCGAAAUUGUUGAGAUUUGUGAGAAGGGCAACCGGGAAGCAGCCUGUGGUAACACCGAUGGAUCUCAUCUGGAUUGCGUGCGGCUGGGGCGCGUUCCUAAUCGCUGGCGGCGCGCUCGCGUUCUCAAAAUACGAGAAUUGGACCUAUUUCGACGCCGUCUAUUAUUGCUUCACAACUCUAACGACGAUUGGCUUCGGCGAUUUUGUCGCGUUGCAAAAACACGGCGCACUACAAACCCAACCGGAAUAUGUCGUCUUCUCAUUGGUGUUCAUUUUGUUCGGUUUGACGGUCAUCUCGGCGGCGAUGAAUCUACUUGUUCUCCGAUUCUUAACAAUGAAUACCGAAGAUGAGCGUCGCGACGAGCAGGAAGCAAUUCUCGCCGCCCAAGGUCUCGUGCAAGUCGGCGAUGGCGAUGAUCCGAUUCAAGAAGGCCGACUACCUCUAUCCGAUAACAUAUCGAUUGCCUCGUGCUCUUGCUAUCAGCUUCCGUACGAACAAGUCAGGCAGAGGCACAAAAAGAACUAA
Molecule: messenger RNA, 933 nt
Organism: Caenorhabditis bovis
Lineage: Eukaryota; Metazoa; Nematoda; Chromadorea; Rhabditida; Rhabditidae
Source: the annotation of a GenBank genome assembly